This is a messenger RNA of Mesocestoides corti, 3267 nucleotides long. The record is from the annotation of a GenBank genome assembly. NCBI's taxonomy places the organism in Eukaryota, Metazoa, Platyhelminthes, Cestoda, Cyclophyllidea, Mesocestoididae.
AUGGAUAUUCCAGAUUUGGAAAAAUGUAUGGAAUGUGCAGCAAAGAUCUCUACAUCUGUGGAAGAAUAUGAAUUUCUUAUAAAUCUUUCUAAAUGUCUCAAUAAAAAAUCUGGGGAAUCACCAGACAGUGCAGAAGUUAACUUGCUUAAAGAUCAGGAUUUGCUUGUGAUUGAAGCUCUAGCAAAAGAACAGAAGAUUAUAUUAUCAUCCCAAGCAACAUUAGACUGGUACGCGCAUAAGCCUGCUCAGGGCACCCCAGCACCACGAAAACCCCUAAUUUCUCAAGCUUUGCGGUGGUUGGCUCGUCGAUUAAAAGAAAGUGACCUUGACUUCUCUGCUGGAUCCCCAUUGGCCAGAGGUCGAGUCGGGUCCCUGGAUGGAAUUUCGUUGGCUGGCGACCUUCAACCCAUCAACGAAGACGAAUGUGACGAAAAAAGGAGCACAGAAACCACCGUGGCAAGCGAAAACGGAGUUGCGGGAACACGGAGUAACGACGAUACCCCAUUGGACCGUCUGGAAGCCGCUAUUGAGGAACUCAUCUUGGUGUGCAUAAGCGAUCCCUCGGAGGAGAUAAGGCAACUGGCCCAUAAACGUCUUCAAACCUACUUUAAAGGCCUUCCGCUUCAAUUGGGGGCUUUCUUUUGCUACCGUUGGACCGAGACUGACCAAAUUAUCUCCUGGAUUAACCGCGAUAUUAUCUACGUUCCAGUUAUCCAGUUGUUUGUGGACGAUCUGCGCGCCCACUCGAAUGAGACAGCGCAAGAGGAGAAGCCCAACUCACAGCUCUUCAAACAACGCCUCUCCAUGGCCUUCAGCACAGCUUUAAACAAGCGCCCCUCUGCUGAGGACGUUUCUCGCACCAAUGAGAAUCCAAAUGCCCCAUUAACUCCAGCUGAAGAGGAGAAUCUGAAGAGGGCUUUGCUGCCGAAGGUGCGGAGCCUUACCCUGAGUAUGCUUUCCAAUCAUCGAAUCCCAAUUCGCCAGAUUGCAGUGUCCAUCUACUCAACCUGUGUCUCAUUUAUGCAUCCUGAAAAUCAGGCAAAAAUUUUGGAAAACGCUGUCCGAACCCUGGAUGGCGACAUCUCCUCGCGCAUGGAGGAAAUCAUAUCAGCAAAAGCAAACUGUCAGGUGAACUGGCUACACGUUGUGACGCUUUGCGAGACCCUUCUAAGUCAUCCAUCGCCGCGCGUUCGCGAUGCGUCCACAGACUUCCUCGUUGCGAUUCGUAAGUCCACGCAAUUUGUGACGUUGACUUUCCUCCUUCGACACAAGAACUCACCUGUCAUGGCUCGCGCCAUUGUGACGGUUGUGGCGCAGGCCUGGUCCUCACGACAGGAUCUUCUCUUCAAACCACUCAAACACCUGCCGAAGUUGCCUGAAUUGAGUCCCGAUUACGAAGACGCUGCAAAGGAAUGCAAGAGUGCUUGGCGUUCUGGUCAUCUUCUGGCAUUCCUCAAGAUCUGCGGAAGCCUCUUGAACGAGUACCACCAGAAGCCAUCCACUUCGUUGCGUCCAAGAAAGUCGAUUUUCCAGCCACUGCUUGAUCCGUUUGUCAAUGCUUCUGGCAGGAAGUUCUCGAUAGCAGGACAGAAACAACUCAACGGGCUCCUAUCUCUAGGCGGCAGCAGAUCAGCUGAUCUCAACGACUCAACUGCGCUUAUUACGCGCAUAAAGCAUCUGGAAGCCACAGAGCUGCAACAGGUAGUGUGGAACGUCAAGUCUGCGACAUUUUUAGCAGAAAGCAAACAUAGGAACUCUAGGACAAAGAGCUCGCCAGGAGUCCUUCUGGGUGCUCUGAGCGAGCUGGGCCUCCGUGGAGGCCCCACAGCUUCCAAGUCCUUUUCGUCCACCGCCUGCUUCCCCAACUCGGCCUGCAACAGUGGCUAUGGAUUUCGGACGUGUUUGACAAUUGCGCUUCAUGCUGCUGUCGAGUGCACCUGUGACCCCAGUUCUGAGAUCAGACACCUGGCAGUUCAGACGCUGUCACAGGUUGGUCAGGUGAUUGGCCUGUUCGACCACACCCUCCUGGUGAAUAUUAUGAUUACCCACAUGAGUUUUGAGCCCACACUUCUCACCUUCGGCUGUCUCGAGAUUCUACUGAAUAUUCUCACCAACUUGAAGACAGGCAAGGUUAGUUUGAUAGAUUGGAUCGAAGACUCAAGUCAAGAGGAUGUGUCCGUCAAAAGCGCCAAGCCGGUCAACCUCCUUCCAGGCAACUUGCUUCAGGGACUUCUGAACGUUGAGCGUUCCCGCGUGUGGCUGCGCACUUGCGAGCACUACAUCUCCUCGCGAGACGUGUUCGACGCGGUGACGCUGGAUGCCGUGCAGAUUGUGAUGUGCGCGCUCACCUCUGUCCAUCAGCUUGGUCCGCUGACCGUGAAGUUGUCUCGGGCGAAGAUUUCGACAGUGAGUGAGGAAGUGGACCAGGGCUUCGAAGACGCCUCGGAUUUUGAAGUCGACGGUCAGUUAGACCUCGAUGCUGACGCCCUGGUCGAUGCAGUUGGCAGCCUGGUUUCGGUGAUUCAGCGACUGACAGCUAUAGUUAAGACCGCGAUUAGUCCACGAGGCAAAAGUUUGCCGGAAAUCGGAUGGCUUUCAGAAUCACCCACGAGGCAAGUUGACGAUUGACUACGCAGACGCUCCGAUGGCUCAAUUUACAUGGCCCCAGUGGAUGAAAUGUCGCUGGAAUUCACAUACCUCGUCUUGCGACGCAUCGAGAUCCCUCUACAGGCCUACGUCUGCGGGUCCUCCCAAGUCCUCUCUUGCACCCCACGUCAUCUCCUUCCGAUCAAUAUCGAGGUUGUGGGAGUGGCCUUGUCCAAGCUCGUUACGCCAUUGGCUACUUUCGCCUUUGAGAUGUUCAUGCCGGAGUUGAUGAAGACGCGACGAGAAAGCAAUGUGGCCUUCUCCACCUACACCAGCACCCUCAAGGAGAAAAGCAUGAUGUCCAUCUUAAACAUCCUUGGAAUAAUUUCGCAGUGCUUGCCCAAGACCGCUGUUCUCGACUUCAACACAGACCAAGUGCUCGAUUCAUCCGGACACUCAAGCAAUUUCUCGUCCACCUCGUCAGCUAUGAGCAGAAAUCUGUGCUCAACUAUGACCAGCAAGCUGGAGGUGCAGAUCAUGGCGACGGCACAAAUGCAGGCCACUUGCGACAAAUUCACCGAGGUUGUCACGGAUAUCUUCAAUUUUGCCGUAAGUACAAGAUUCUUCCGCAGAAUUGCGCGUCACGAUUUAUUGGUCAAGUUGACAAGGCGACGAAUUUGA